AUGACCGACUCCGAUCCCCCAAAAAAGUGCUGUGGGACUGAUUGCGACAAUGACGCGGGGACCUUACAAUGUCCGACCUGUCUGAAGCUGGGUGUCAAAGGCAGUUACUUCUGCUCUCAAGAGUGCUUCAAAAAGAAUUGGACCACACACAAGGCGUUGAUGCACAAAACACAAAAUGCUACCGGACUGUACAACCCCUUUCCGACAUACCCAUUCACAGGCUCGGUCAGGCCCGUAUAUCCACUUUCCCCGCGACGAUCGGUUCCCAAAUCAAUCAAGCGUCCCGACUGGGCCGAGACUGGCAUUCCAAAGCGUGAGAUGCGCUUGAGCAGGUCAAAAUGGGAUCUCUUGGAUGAAAAGGGCCAGCAGGCCAUGCGCAAGGUGUGCCGGUUGGCGCGAGAAGUCCUCGACAUCACUGCCGCCGCGGUGAAGCCCGGCGUGACCACCGAUUACCUGGAUGAAAUCUGCCACAAUGCUUGUAUCGAGCGAGAUUCAUAUCCAUCUCCACUCAACUACAACCACUUUCCCAAGUCAAUAUGUACUUCUCCCAAUGAGGUUGUAUGCCACGGCAUUCCUGAUCAGCGAGUUCUUCUUGAUGGCGACAUUCUCAACCUCGAUGUUUCUCUGUACCACGGCGGAUAUCAUGCCGACUUGAACGAAACCUACUACGUUGGCGACAAGGCCAAAGCGGAUCCGGACUCGGUCAGACUCGUCGAAACGACGCGGGAGGCCUUGGACAUGGCUAUUGAGAUCGUCAAACCGGGCGUGCCGAUUCGAGAGUUUGGCAAGAUCAUCGAAAAGCACGCAACCUCGAGGGGUCUGGUCGUCAUCAAGACUUGGGGCGGCCACGGUAUCAACUCGGAAUUCCACCCUCCUCCUUGGAUUCCCCACUACGCGAAGAACAAGGCAGUAGGCACCUGUAAACCCGGGAUGACAUUCACAAUUGAACCGAUCCUGGCGUUGGGCGGCAACCGAGAAAAGUAUUGGCCAGAUGACUGGACAAAUGUUACGGUGGACGGCAAGCGGACAGCACAAUUCGAACAUACUCUACUUGUGACGGAAACAGGCGUCGAGGUUUUGACGGCGAGACUGGAGAACUCUCCAGGCGGGCCAAUCCCCAUACCGGAGGUUGCCAACGGAAAGGCCAACGGACAUGCAGAUGGAGAUGCAAAUGGGGAAGUAAAAAACUAA
Aspergillus lentulus is the source of this 1191-nucleotide messenger RNA. RefSeq names its product putative methionine aminopeptidase, type I (gene fpaI). The record is from RefSeq and is a predicted model, not a curated record. Gene Ontology annotation, molecular function: metalloaminopeptidase activity. Gene Ontology annotation, biological process: proteolysis. Gene Ontology annotation, cellular component: cytosol. Lineage: Eukaryota; Fungi; Ascomycota; Eurotiomycetes; Eurotiales; Aspergillaceae.